Messenger RNA from Siniperca chuatsi (mandarin fish), 2749 nucleotides. It is a transcript of the gene arl8, whose product is annotated as ADP-ribosylation factor-like 8. Bases 422 to 961 code for a protein of 179 amino acids. Gene Ontology annotation, molecular function: GTPase activity; GTP binding. NCBI's taxonomy places the organism in Eukaryota, Metazoa, Chordata, Actinopteri, Centrarchiformes, Sinipercidae. The record is from RefSeq and is a predicted model, not a curated record. Gene Ontology annotation, cellular component: cytoplasm; trans-Golgi network. Gene Ontology annotation, biological process: intracellular protein transport; vesicle-mediated transport; protein localization to Golgi membrane. The transcript is spliced from 6 exons.
AACUGAAUAGUUGGGGUUGCUUUUUUCACCGAACCACCGCCAGCAGCUAACGGGCAGAAGAGGCGGUACGAGCAGAGGCAAUACAGCGCUGCACUUCUCAGCCUGUGUUUAUACGAUUUGUGGAGGCUCUUACGAUACCUGAGACGCUCGAUAAUAAGUCACCACAUCUGUGUUACCUUACACCACUUUAUCCUCGCGGCAGCUACGUUUUAGAUGUAGCCGGGGCGCAUGGAGCCCGGGUUGAAAAGGUCGGUGAGGUGUUUUGCGGACAAGAGAUCAUCCAGCUAAUGUUAGCUAGCCGCAGCCAGCCACGGAUUGAACGGUGCGGACUUGAGUGGACAAGCUCGGCGCUGCUGCCCACUCUACCGACUGACUGACUGACGGACGGACGGACAGACGGACACUGGUAUUAACCUAAACGAUGGGGCUCAUAUUCGCCAAACUGUGGAGCUUCUUCUGUAACCAAGAGCACAAGGUGAUAAUCGUUGGACUCGACAAUGCAGGGAAAACCACAAUCCUCUACCAAUUUCUGAUGAAUGAGGUGGUCCACACGUCACCCACUAUCGGAAGCAAUGUGGAAGAAAUAGUGGUGAAGAACACUCACUUUCUGAUGUGGGAUAUAGGAGGGCAGGAGUCUCUCAGGUCCUCCUGGAACACCUACUACUCUAAUACAGAGUUCAUCAUUCUGGUGGUGGACAGCACAGACAGAGAGAGACUAGCCAUCUCUAAAGAGGAGCUCUACAGGAUGCUGGCUCAUGAGGACCUGCGGAAAGCAGCUGUGUUGAUAUUUGCCAAUAAGCAGGAUAUGAAGGACUGUAUGUCUGCAGCGGAGAUCUCCAAAUACCUCACCCUGAGCUCCAUCAAAGACCACCCCUGGCACAUACAGUCCUGCUGUGCACUUACAGGAGAGGGUUUAUGCCAAGGCCUUGAGUGGAUGACCUCGAGGGCCGGACUCAGAUAGCCCCUCCCUCAGCCUUCGAUGGCCUGACUACCUGCACCACCCACACGGUGGCACAACAGCUUGGCUUAUUGUUACUUGUUAUUUUUUUAAUGAUGAAUUUUAAUGGACUUUGACCUCUGGAGAUGGCACAGGACGGGAGCAUCGACACCUCCACAGCUUAAUUAAUAGUUACAGUGGAGCUGGUGUUUCUCCCAGGGACCAGAACCAAUGACUGACCUGGUUAUGAAACGAGACAUCACUUUUACAGUAAAGGAGGAGAAAAUAAUAUCAGCAGAAGUUAAGAGUAUGCCCAAGUGCAAAGCAGGGCCGCACUGGACACUCGUCAUUUACACUACAUGCAUAUCAUGUUACAUCACACCGUAUCAUAUCAUAAACAUCACGUUGGUGCCCAGUUUUGGGAAAAGAUGGUGCAGUUCUAUUAUUAUUUUUUGCCUCUAUAGAAGUUUGUUCAUGUUCAGGUUGAAGUUGAAGUUGACAGGACAAACAAAGGGAUUACAAGCAGUAAUGUAAAACCAGUUUGGAGGGAAAAGGUGGCACUAAAGUUGUUUGGAGUUUUUCAGAAUAAUGUUCUCAUAAUUGUUAUUUUUUUAAUUGUUAGCACAGCCAUUCAUAUCUGUUACACAUGAUUUCAGUUUCAUAAGCUACAUUGUUGGUGGUUAUUCUCACACUAGAACUUAUUGGUGCUGUAUGGAAAUGUGGUCAAAUAUGAACCUCUCUUCUUAAUUAACAUUGAGCCUGUACUUGUAUGUUAUUGAGCCAAAUGGUGUAAAUUAAUGGAGUGUUGGCAUGCAAACUUUUUCUUAAAACUGACCCUCUGAAACAAAUGGAAAUUACUACAGCCUUUUAUUCAAGCAAAGCAUUAAAUGGCUGAAACAUCAUUAUUUCAAAUGCAGGUACAAAUCUCAGUUUUAAUAACAGUAUUUUAAAUUGAAACACUAUGUUGUCAAUGAUGCAUUAUGAUUUUUAUUUAAUUUUUGCUUUUAUAGACUUCUCAUUGUGAGGGAGUGCAGGUUUGCUCAUGGCAAGUUAGCAUCUAGACCUGUUUUGUAUUAACAGGUGAUCAUUGGUGCUCUGCAGGUGUGUGCGCGCGACUGAUCCACUGCAUCCUCAUAAACGUCUCAUUACUUUUCUGCUGCCAUUUUGGCGCAUAUUCCUCUUUGAAUAUUUUGUACUUUUUAAAACAGAGGGGUCAGAACGAGCCACCAUCAAAUAGGUGCCACACAUUUAUUGGAAGUUGUUACUCACCAACUGACUGGACUUGAGUUGUUCAGUGGUUUAGUAGCAUUAAGAUGAUCUUAACUCAAUAUUUUGGCCAUCAUAUAGUUACAAUACUUGAUCCUCAGCCUUAACAACGCUGUUCUGAGUGUCUGGUGGACUAUUUGUGUGAGUCUGCCCAUGAUUUUUCCCUCUUUGACUCGGUAUAAGAAGUCCGUGAACUUGGUAACAGAUCUAUGCAUGUGUCACUUUGAAACCAUGUAUACCUUUUGCAAGUUUCACAGUGGCCAAAAAGGAAGAGGUGCAUGAGUUUCAUUGAACUGGGGUCCAUCGUGAUCAGGGAGGUGCCUCUGGGUCUCUAGUGUUUUGUCGUGGGACAUGGUGUUUUUACACUCAACAGGAAAAAGGGUGAACUGUGCAGCCCCCAGACUCUUUUGCAGCAUUAAGGUUUACAGCUUUUACCUAGAUCUCACAAAGCAAGGGAACUGAUCCUGUACUCUGUGUGGUGGUGUCUAGUCUGGGUCAUGUACUGUAUUUCACUUGUUUUCAAUAAAAGUUUGAUUUGAACCCGAA